This is a messenger RNA of Epithele typhae, 603 nucleotides long. RefSeq lists its product as uncharacterized. The record is from RefSeq and is a predicted model, not a curated record. Bases 1 to 603 code for a protein of 200 amino acids. The transcript is spliced from 3 exons. NCBI's taxonomy places the organism in Eukaryota, Fungi, Basidiomycota, Agaricomycetes, Polyporales, Epitheliaceae.
AUGAAGUCUUCUUUCGUCGCUCUUGUCCUGUCGGCUCUCGCUCUUUCUGUGCGCGCACUCCCCUCACCACUCCUUCCGCCCGCCCAGUGCUGCGACAGCACCGUGCCGCUCCUCCGCGCAUACAGCCCCUCCGCCACGGACCACUUCUACACCACCAACGCGCAGGAGCGCGCCAACGCCGUUGCCUCCCUCGGGUACGCCGACGAGGGGACCGCCGCCCAAGUCUUUCCCGCGCCGGGGGUCGCCGGCGCCGUCCCGCUCUACCGCCUCUACAGCGCGGGCGGCACGGACCACUUCUACACGACGAACGCGCAGGAGCGCGACGACGCGCGGCCGCGCUCGGGUACGCGACGAGGGCGUCGCCGCGUACGUCUACCCGAGCGCGCAGUGCGGGAGCGUGCCGCUGUACAGGAUGUUCUCGCGUCGGCGUCGGACCACUUCUACACGACGAACGCGGCGGAGAAGGACAACGCGGUCGGAGCUUUGGGAUACUCGUACGAGGGAGUUGCUGGGUACGUGAACCCUGUGAGGGGCGCGCACUCUCCGUUCGCCUCAUAUACGCCCCGCUCUCGGCCUCCGUUGUCGUCAUCUUCGAUGAACUAG